AUAUAUCUUAGAUGGCGCUGACUCAAUGGUGAACAUUUAAAAAGGAAAAUAGUUUUAAAGUGUUUGCAAGGAAGCAGCUAUCCAGUAUCAAAUUGAAAAGGCAACACAUAAACUGUCACCUUGUCAGUUUUCCCCCAAUUUUGGUACAAUUCAUCAUUUUUUGGACUCUUGCCAAACUAAGCAAAUAUGCCGGACUGCGAUGAUAAAAAGUUGAAUGGUUGGUCACCAGAAGAGACUACACUUCUUGUACAAAGACCUCAUAAUGAAAGCACAAAGGACAGAAUCGUCAUUACUGAAUAUGAAAAUCCAACAAAGUUUCGCUACAUAACCAUGGAAGACGUUGAGACGAAUGGUAAAUUUGUUUGCGAAAUCGAGUCGCAACUGGAGUCGUGUUGUCAGGACUACAGCCAGAAUAAGCAUUAUGUUCAUUCUCAAUAUGUCAUUGUGCGCUAUUACCUGGUGACGACUGUGAAAUAUCUGCGUGGAAGAGUUAUUGAUUUCAAAGGUGAUGGCGUUUACUUAGUAGAGUCCCUGGACUACGGUUUCAGGUUUCUCUGUCGACAGCUGAAUUUAUGGGUGCUGCCAAAGAAGUAUUCUCACAAGCAAAUGAACACAUUCUGGGGCGGUCUGUAUGGUGUAUCGCCUUCUGAGGGGGUUGAGUGGUCAAAGAUUACGGUAGACUUACUUCACCAUCAGCUGGAGCAGGCGCUAAAUCUGAUAUUCACUAUCAAGUACUACUCCACAGAUAGACAGCAUAAUUAUGGCAAUAUGUUAAUCAAGUCACCACAUGGGGAUCAGGAAUCGUUGCUCGACGCAGCCGGAUAUCUUCUAGAGCGGCAUUGCGCUCGGCUGGAUCAUCAAUUCAUGACAACCCGCAAUUCUGAGAACGAUUCGUGUGAUUUGCGGUCAGUACAGCUAAAUGAGGCGGGCAUUAAGCCGAACCCAUUUAUUGCAUCAGUUAUUCAACUGAUGGAAUUGCAGCGAACUAAGAUUACUCUGAGGGUUGGACUGCAAUCAAAUGAUAAAACCUUUAAGCCAUGUGGCACUUUGAAGCCACCCUUUGAACAGUUGGAAAAGCUUGAUUACAUCGUACAGAUUCCACAAUCGGCGAGAAGCCUCAGCGUGGUAAAGUGUCGCAACGAGAGAAGCAUGAAUAACGCCUUCCUCGCCGCUUCUUCAAGCAAGUCGAGUAGCAUUAAUAGUUCCUCCGAUAGUUCAACAAAAAUGAUCAAAAGAAAAGCGACGGAAAACUGCACUAUUGGGGCAACCAAGUCGCAAGAUGUUGAAUUAGCUUUACCAGCGCCUGACAAACCGGCAGAUCGGAGUAUUUUUAAUAGGAAGAUAGAUCCACAACCUAAAACUUUUCCACAACCGCAGCUCACCGAAGCAAAAGGCACGCCGACAAUCAAACCAAAUCAAUCCACGUUUGACAUAGAGAAGUUGGAUCGAAUAAUUAAAGAAAUGAACUGCUCGUCUCUCGUUGAGAAAGUGACAAGUUCCAGGCACCAGCACUUGAAGAAAUCGACUUUGCUGGACAAAUGUAAACACAGCCAAAAGGAUCAAUUGUUACUGGCUCACAGCAAAGAGCAGGUGUGGCCAUUACGUGGCUCAUCAAGAUCGUUAUUCCAUCACUAUGUCGGACAGGCAAUGGGAGAGAUGAACAUUCAGAGUGCGCAGAGAUUGCAGUGCUAUGCGUGGCCCCAUCUAAUAAAGGGCACUACAAUGGUGGCGAUUGAUGACGCUGGUAGUGGUCGUUCUUGGAGUUAUUUGCCCACACUGUGCUCCCUGGUGAUAAGCAGCAUGCAGAAGACACCGACUUCAAGUAAAGAUGCAUGUAAAUUGGGUCCCUUGGCUGUGCUCUUGGCAGAUUCGGUGACCAAUGCGAAUUUACUCAGCAAACACUGCAGCUUGCUGAUGAAGUCCUAUGAGACUAAUAUGUUCAAAGUGGUCAACACACACGAUCAUUCCAUGCUGGAUGUGCAGCGGAUACUAUUGAAUUCUUGUGGCAUUUUGGUAACCACUGUGUCCCACUGGAAUCGUUUGAUUCGUGACACUAAAUUCAGAUUCAUUGACGAGCAUCGGCUGAAACAUUUCAUCAUGGAUGACUAUGAUAGAAUGCUCUCUACUGGACCAUAUGUGCUGAAGAAUGUGUUGCAUCACCUGCAGAGUCUAGCGAUCCUUGAGCUCCAGCUCGUAAUAAUUGCCCAGCAAUGGCAUCGUCGCCUCUUUCUGCAACUGGUCGAGCGCUUCGAUCGAAAUCCUCUUCUGCUCUUUGCUAAUUUCCUUGAAGCGGCCAUCUAUGGCAACAUAAAGCUAGAUGUAAAAUGUGAUCAAUCCAGCAAAAAGACUCAACUGUUGAUGGACUACUUGGCUAUUCAUGUCCCAAGAUUACGCACCGUUAUCUACUGCAAAAACGAUGAGGAGCUGGCAGGUUUGCAGAUGGAAUUGAAGGCAGCUGGUCAUGAUUGCAUUGGUAUUCAGGAUGCACAGCAUCAGAAAAUCCACGAAUUACUUUUGGUUUCGGAUGCUGCUCAGCAUUCAGCUUUGUUGCCGAUAAAGAAUUUCAGACUGCUGAUCCAUUACAGUCUGCCAGCAAGUUGGUCCAAGUUUUCAAUGCGUUUCCAUGCGAUCAUCGACAACAUAGGAAAUAGUCUAGCUCCUCAGGACGAGUGUCUGGACACUACAUCAUAUAUGAUGCUCGACGAGAGCAAUACAUACGAGUUGCUCCGACUGGCACAAUUUCUUACCGCACAUAAUAUUCAACUGGAUAAGCAGAUGCAACAAAUGGUGGCAAGCUUUCGGCAGUUGACCGAUCAAAAGCGUGUCUUCUGCCACCGUAUGCUGAGCAGGGGCGAGUGCGACCAGAAGACAUGUAACAUGCGACACUUUCCAGUUGAAGGCGAAUUUCAGAGAGGGCACAGUGCAUUGUGGCAACCGGGGAGUGUUGUGUGCUGUAAGCUUGUCAAAGUGUACAAUCCGGGGCAUUUUGUAAUGAUGGCAAAGCGCUACAAGUUAACUGAUAGCGACUCCUGGCAGGCUGCCCUUCCUCAAUCUUCUAUGCGUAAGUUGAGCACUGCUCUUAGCUUACAAAUGAGCCUGGAGCAGAAUCAGCGGAUGCAGCAAGAAUUGAGCAUAUCUGAGAUAUGUGUAAUACAACGAGGCAUCGGGUAUCAACGGGUCCGCAUCGUAGACUUAUCAGACAAACGACUGGUUACUGUUCAGCAGUUGGAUGAGGGCAGAGAACUGCUGAAGGUUAAACGCACCGAGGUACUGCAGUGUGAUGACGCCUUCAAAAAGAUUCAGCCUCUGGCCAUGGAAGUGCGACUAUGUGGUCUGAUGCCUUGUGACAGCGAUGAUGGCGACUGGCUCCCAGAGGCUACCAAGUGGGUUAGCACUCAACUAAGCAACCUAAACGACAAUCAGCACCUGCAAAUAAUUGUGGACUUUGUGAUGCUCGAUACGAUCUAUGUGAGAGAUAUUGUUCUGUUGCAAGACUGUCCCUCAAUGAAGACUUCAGUCAAAGCAAUGCAACUUUAUAAUGAAUUGAUGGAGCGUGAGUUUGGCCAGCGGGACGAGCACAGCAUCCAAAGGCUGCAUCAAAUGUAUCAAGAGCUAUUCCAAACCCAACAGGAACAAAACCUUUCAUGCGACGUGUUUGAUUUUAAGGAAAUUCUCGGGGAUAGUGCUGACAAUGAUGCAGUGCGUCAAGAGUCCGACUGUUCGUCAGACAACGAGUUGUAUAAGGCGAAAACUGUUGAUUCAGUACCCCAGCAAAUAGAGUGUCCCAGACAAGAUCACGACAUCGUUUCGUCAGUAAUAGAUGGCGAAAGCAAACUUCAAGAAGUUGAGUUUCAAGGGUCCGCAGCCAAAGAAUCUUCUGCUCCUAUGGAAGUAUUUCUAGAUGUACUCCUAAAGGACCUGCAGAGUGAUGAUCCCAAGUCUAUGGAAGGUGCAACUAACAUUGUGCAUCAAAUUCUAGGUUAUGAAACUCCAGCUAAACGGUUUACAACUGGCCAAAAAAGAGCUCCAACGAGACAAGAGUUAAUUCCAAAAUCAGUCAGCAAUGCAAUUUAUUAUGCUGCCGCCGCAGACAACGCGGUGCGGCCUAAGGUCAAAUGGCAUCAGACCCUCACGCAGAUUGAGAUAGUAUUUGAACAACAGGUGUCGCAAUACCAACUUAUCCAUAAGGGCAGCGUUCUAGUUUAUCAUGUCCACGAAACUACACCGCCACAGCGUUGCAUCCUGAAUUUGCUCGGGGAAGUGCAAAUAUUAUCGGAGCGACAACACGGAUUUCAAUUGCAAGUUAAGCUGGCUAAGCUGGGUCUUAACACAUAUUGGCCCACCUUGCUAAGCUCUCUAAGUGCCCAGCAGCAUUCCCAUUGGCUUGUCUACGACACGGAGCGCAGCGCGUUGCCACAAUCGAACACUUGUCUUUUGAAUUUUACGCGUUGCGUGCAACGCUCUACUCAACUUUCCAAUUCGUUCCCAGAUGACAACGAAGAUAGCAAUUUUUCUGAUAAUGACGAGUUGAGCUUUAUCGACGAAGAGUUGAGCUGGAGCGAAGAUGAUUUCUGAUUGAUGAAUUAACCAUAAAUCUACAGAUUUUAAUAUUUACAAAUUUCAUUAUAUAUUUCGUUUACUAAUUUUAACUUCA
Drosophila sulfurigaster albostrigata is the source of this 4654-nucleotide messenger RNA. It is a transcript of the gene SoYb, whose product is annotated as putative ATP-dependent RNA helicase SoYb. Lineage: Eukaryota; Metazoa; Arthropoda; Insecta; Diptera; Drosophilidae. Bases 187 to 4575 code for a protein of 1462 amino acids. The transcript is spliced from 4 exons. The record is from RefSeq and is a predicted model, not a curated record. Gene Ontology annotation, molecular function: nucleic acid binding; ATP binding. Gene Ontology annotation, biological process: transposable element silencing; germ-line stem cell division.